Molecule: messenger RNA, 4941 nt
Organism: Eublepharis macularius
Lineage: Eukaryota; Metazoa; Chordata; Lepidosauria; Squamata; Eublepharidae
Gene: CLSPN
Product: claspin
Exons: 25
Coding region: 37-4029 (1330 amino acids)
Biological process (GO): activation of protein kinase activity; mitotic G2 DNA damage checkpoint signaling; mitotic DNA replication checkpoint signaling
Molecular function (GO): anaphase-promoting complex binding
Source: RefSeq, a predicted model, not a curated record
GCGCUGGCGCCUCGGAGCCCGUCAGUGUCUGAAGAAAUGACGGCGGCGGAGCUUCACUUGGAUGUCAAAGAUCUGAAAUCUCAGGAAACCUUUGACUGUGGAACUGACAGCGGACAGGGCAGCUGUGAAAUAAACUCUCCAGUACAGAUGAGUGAGAAAACUCCCUCUUCUGGUGAUGAUGGAGAUUCAGAUGAAGAGAUUUGUGUGAAUAAGAGAAUUCGAUGUAAGAAGGUGCUCACUGACAGUGAGAGUGAAGGGGAAGAUCUUUUGCACCCAGCAUUGGAGGCUGCAGCUGGGGAUGUGGAAAGUGCAGAGGAAAGUAAUGAAGUUACUGCUAAGGAGAAGAAAUUGCAUUGCCUCUACCAGGCUCCACUAGACAGUGAUGAAAGUGACACUGACAAUCUGUUGCACAGUGAGAACCUUGCAACAAAUCAAGAGCCUGGCUCACCCAGGCUUGUAUUUGCGACAUCAGCAACGUCAGGAGGAAAGUGCAAGAGCCACAAAGCUGCCUGCAUGGAGCAAAUUAAUGGAAAAGAAAAGGGCAAUCGAAGGAAGAGAAGAACAGAGAAAGAGAAGAAAAUGAAGGCCAUUAGACAAAUGAGAAAGAAGGAAAGGAAACCAGAACAAAAGGAGGAGGAGGAGGAGCUUCCUUUUGAGGAUAGUGGGUGUCUACUGGCUGACAAAGACCUCUUUGAGAAUGGCUUGGAGGAGGAUGAGGAGGAAGACCAAGAGUCCAUAGAGUCAAUCAAAGCAGCUAUGAAGGAGAAAAUGAAAAAACAAAGACUGUUUUCAGGAAGUGAAGACUGUAAGCAUCCGCUGGGUAAUUAUGAGGGGCCAUUGUUAAAGGAGCCUAAGAAGGAGCGGAAGGCAGCCAAAUUAAGUAAAGAAGCCAUCAGACAGCUUCACAGUGAGACUCAGCGGCUUGUUAGAGAAGCCAGCCUAUCUCUCCCAUAUCACCUACCAGAAGCCAAAAGCGUCCACGAAUUCUUCAAGCGCAAACCUCGGCCUGCUUUCCACGGAAAUGCUAUCACUUUGCUCAAAUCAGCAAAAUAUCAGCACGAAGCAGAUGAAGAAAGAGCCGUUCCCAAGAGCACAGGUGCUGACUGCAGCAAGAGUGGAGGAGAAGAAACUGAGCAUCCAGUGACACAGGAACUAGAUGCAGGACUUGGUCUGCAAGUUUCAGCCCCCACAAACUCAAGCGUUGCUGCAUCUGUUUCUGAGGAAGGGGGGAGUUUGAUGGCAAGUUAUCCUGAGCAACACAGACAGGACUGUGGUUCCAAAGUUGACAGCCUUACAGAGGAAUCAAGUUCUGAGAAGCAAGGAAAAUCUAACCUAAUUAGCUUGGAAUGCAUUGAACUGGUGGAGAAUAAAGUGGAGGAAAAACCACUUGGACCAAGAGAGGAGCAGUUGAUUGAAUCACAUGUAGGGCUCAAAGAACCGGCACAACCCUCAUCAACAGUAUUGGUAGCUCCAAGUGAAAAAUCGAAGAAGUCCAAGCUAGAUCGUCUUCGGGAAAUGGGGGUGGAUCUGACGAUCAAGCCUCGAAUAUUGUCUGGGGAUGAAUCAUUUAUUAAUCUCGAUGAACCUGAAUCAAACAAAGAAUUGGAAGCUUUGAAGGAACGUUUUGUGAAGCAUGCACGUCACACAACCAAACCGAAAACAGAACGGGUAGUGAACCUGAGUGUUAUUCGCAAAGAAAUGACCAACGAGGGCAAGGAGGAGCUAAAAGCAGGGGUGGUACCCGUGACUCUUGUUGCAGAGAGUGUAGAGGACACAGCCCAUACGAAGCCAGGUGAAAAGCUGCAAGUGCUGAAGGCUAAACUCCAGGAGGCCAUGAAGCUCCGUAGGAUGGAGGAACGCCUGAAACGGCAAGCGUUGUUUAAAUUGGAUAAUGAGGAUAUGUUGGAGGAGGAGGAGGAAGAGGAGGAAAUGACAGACGAAUCAGAUGAAGAAGAGGAAGAAGGCAAUCAAGAGACUGCAGAGUACCUUCUUAGAGAGGCAGAAGAGGACAAUGAAGAGCUUGAAGAACAGGGACUUGAUGACGACGACAAGGAAACAGACAAAGAAUCGAUAGAUGAAGAGCAAGCAAUCAAACCCGGGUUCUUCAGUGCUGUUCCUAAACUUCCCUCUACUGAGUCAACACUGCUCCUUUUCAAGGAUAACUCUUCAAAAAUGGGAUAUUCUCUUCCAGUUGAGAAAGCUGAUGCUGAAGACACCAUGGGCAAAAGAUCUGACAAGCCAGAAGAUGAAGAUUCAUUUUUACUGCCCACCUUGGCUAAGGAAAACAGUCAUAACAGCAGCUUUGAGCUGAUUGGCUCCAUGAUCCCCUCUUAUCAGCCUUGUAAUAAGCAAGUGGCUCGUGGGGGCAGCUUCCUGUCUGCCAUCAGCAGUGUCCGUUCACCUUCUCCUGGUUUCUUCAAGACAGGCUUUAUCAGUUCUGCAUCCAAGAGUUCAGGGAAGGUGUCUGAGCCUUCUCUUCCCAUAGAGGACUCUCAAGAUCUCUACAAUGCUACUCCUGAAGAGAAAAGCCCUGCUCCAGCUGCUGCCAGCUUCCAGUUCCAAUUCUCCCUAGAGGAUGACACUCAGAGUCAGUUGCUUGAUGCAGAUGGUUUCUUGAAUGUUGGUCAUCACCGGAAUAAGUACCAGUCUUCUAAGAGCCACCUUCCUUUGGCUAGCAUGGAUGAAAAUGCAAUGGAUGCUAACAUGGAUGAACUGUUAAAUCUCUGUUCUGGCCAGUUUGCCUCCCAGAACAAGCACCCUCCUAAUGCUGAUAGUGGCAAGAAACAGAACAUGGAGGAACUGCUCAAUCUUUCCUCUGGGAAGUUUGCCUCUCAGGAUUCCCUGACUCGAACCUCAUCAGCAUCUUCUCAAUUGAAAAAAGAGAGCAGCUCAGAUCCCAUGGCUGAAGCACUAGCUCUUUGUUCCGGCUCCUUCCCAACAGACAGGGAAGGGGAAGAAGAAGAGGAGGAAGAGUUUGGAGACUUCCAGCUUUUAACAGAUGACCAUGCCUUUGAUAGUGAAGACGAUGAGAAGAGCAAAAGAGAUGAGGAAGAGGAGGAGAAAGAAAGUGGUCAGGAGGAAGAGAAAAGUGAAGUAGAAGUUUCUGAGGACGAUGAAGAGGAGGUGUUGAGACGAAGAGAAGGAGUGAAGAAGAAAUUUAAAUUGCAGGAUUUCUUAGAGGACGAGGCUGAGCUGUCGGGAAGUGAAGUGGGAAGUGAGGAUGAAUACGACGGCGAGGAACUUGAUGAGUACGAAGAAGAAAUCAUUGAUGAGGAGCUCCCUACCCCUGUGGAACUUCAGGACCAAGUCAACAAAAUACACAUGAAGGUGAUGCUGGAUGAAGACAAGCGGCAACUCCGCUUCUAUCAGGAGAGGUACCUUGCUGAUGGUGACCUGCACAGCGACAGCCCUGGGCGAAUGAGGAGGUUCCGGUGGAAGAACAUAGACGAUUCUUCUCUGGUGGAUAUGUUUCACCAAGAUGCUGAAGAGGGAGAGGAAAAUGAAGAGCACCUUGAGGAAACGGAAACAAAGUGGAGGAAGGAACGCUUUGAGCGGGAGCAGUGGCUUCGUGAACAGUCAGAGAAAGGAGAAAAGGAAGAGGAUGACGUUGAUGAAGACAGCCAGUUCAUGAAACUGGCAAAGAAACUGACUGUCAAAUCCCUACAAAAGAAAGUACCCCCAGUAAUAGCAGUACAGGAAACAAAAUUGAUACCCAGGAAUCCAUUUGAAACGUUACAGUCUGCCAGCAACCCACAGCUAAAGAAUGGCUCGCUGCUGAAUCGGCCUAAAGCUGUCCUGCAGAAACUGUCAGCAAUGUCAGACCUCAAUCCUAACGCCCCCCGGAAUUCACGCAAUUUCAUCUUCCAUACGCUUUCCCCUGAGAAGAGUGAAGAGGCAAGGGAGAAGUCUCAGCCCCAGGGGAAGAAACGAGCUCCUAUCACCACUGCAAUCUCUUCUCCCAAGCGGCUUCGGCUCGACGGUGCUCCUGUCCCAGAAACCCGGAGUAUAUUCCAGUUCUUGGAGCAGUAGGGGUAGAGACAAAUUGAACCGCUUGGUGUUGUGUUUUGCUAUAUUGCAUGCUAUGCAGACCUCUGUUGUCCGAUGGUAAAGAACUGAUGGCUCUUUGUGGCCCACUCUGGAACUACUUAGUACCACUUGGAUAAUGUCCGUCACAAAGGAGGGGGGCAGGUCUUGCUCUGCUUCUUACCAUCUUCAAGAGAAAAGGGUUUCCCUAUUGGAUACAACUCCAGCUUGAGCAUCAAUGGAAUUAGCACUUCUCUGUUUAACUCUUCUCCUCUUGGGGGUACUUGAAUGGUGUUGCGCUCCUGACAAAGUUGUAAGGUGCUCAGUAUUGUAGGUACUGAAAGCCCGCUUUUCCUAUGGCUUUUUCUUACCACUACGGAGGCUGAAAAUCGCUCUCCCAGCCAUCAUUGAAGUUGUCAUUUUAUAUCGCUGAAAACUCCAGUUUGUUUUUUUAAAAAAGCCAAUACUGAAGUUCUAGAACAAGAUAUAUGCAGGGUUUUUCAUCCUCUGUUUGCCAGGCAUGCUUAGUUGUUGUCUGUGUGUAUUUUAACAAAACUUGAAUUCUUGUGGAGGAAAAGGGAGGGGUUUGCUGACAGAUUGUUUCCUGGCCUUCUUUGGACGCUUGAACAUUUUUAAAAUAUAAAACUGAGAACUACUGAAUGGAUCUUGCUUAAAGCUCAGUCAGAUUUUGAGGCAGGGGGGGGCAGAUUAAUGGAAUUAAUGCAGCAUUUGCAGUUUGGUCUGCAAAUGUGCAGCAUUUUACAGUGGCGUCCUGUUUGAUUCUUGACAGCUCCAAAAUUCAUUCCUCAAGGGCUCAAGACCAUAAUCCCAGAUUGUAAAUUAGUCCUGUAAAUGCAAAUAUGUAUGUUGUAUAAAACAGAAGUUGAUGUGUGUGCUUGCAAUAAAGUACAUAAUACU